Melopsittacus undulatus (budgerigar) is the source of this 1497-nucleotide messenger RNA. RefSeq names its product cytochrome b561 family member A3 (gene CYB561A3). NCBI's taxonomy places the organism in Eukaryota, Metazoa, Chordata, Aves, Psittaciformes, Psittaculidae. Gene Ontology annotation, molecular function: oxidoreductase activity. Bases 89 to 871 code for a protein of 260 amino acids. The record is from RefSeq and is a predicted model, not a curated record. The transcript has 6 exons.
GGCCGCUCUGGCCGCCGCUCUCGUUGGUCACCGGGGCCUCGGCGGAGCGGGCUCGGUGCCACCAGCGGGGGCAGCGGCGCCGGUCACGAUGGAGGCGCCCGGCGGGGCGGAGGGGGAGAGGUGCCCGCAUCCCAUUGGGAAGAUGCUGGAUGUGCCUUUCCUGCCCUUCUGCCUCCUCCUGGGCCUGCUGGGCUCCAUGUGCGUGGCCUUCGUCAGUGCCUGGUGCCAAUACUGGCGCGGGGGCUUCGCUUGGGAUGGCAGCACCCAGAUGUUCAACUGGCACCCGGUGCUCAUGGUCACGGGCAUGGUGGUGCUCUAUGGGGCAGCAUCCCUGGUCUAUCGCCUGCCCGCAUCCUGGAGCGGUCCCAAGCUGCCCUGGAAGGUGCUGCAUGGCUGCCUGGCCCUGGCAGCCUUCACCUUGGCUGUGCUGGGCUUAGUGGCCGUGUUCCGCUUCCAUAAUGACCAUGGCACCCCCAAUAUGUACUCCCUGCACAGCUGGUUGGGUUUGGUCACCGUCCUGCUCUUCUGCUGCCAGUGGCUGGCUGGGCUCAGCACCUUCCUGCUGCCCUGGGCUCCUGCCUGGCUCCGUGGGCUCUACAAACCCAUCCACGUCUUCUUCGGCUCCAUCAUCCUGCUGCUGGCUGCAGCCUCCUGCGUGUCAGGCAUCAAUGAGAAGCUCUUCUUCAGCCUGAAGAACGGGACAGAGCAGUACAAGCUCCUGCCUCCUGAAGCCGUCUUUGCCAACACCCUGGGGCUCCUCAUCCUGCUCUUCGCGGUGCUGGUGCUGAGUGCCCUGGCCCGGCCGAGUUGGAAGCGUCCGGAUGCUUCCUGCCCCGAUUCCCGUCAGCCACUGCUCGCUGCCGAGCGCUGAUGCCGAUGGAGCAGCCGAGGUCUAUCCCUGCCAUUCCUGAGCUGUGGAUCCAUCGCUUCCCUGCCUGCACUGCUGGAGCAGCCGAGGUCUAUCCCUGCCAUUCCCGAGCUCUGGAAGUCCAUCACUCCCCUGCCUGCAUUGCUGGAGCAGCCGAGGUAUAUCCCUGCCAUUCCCAGGAUCCCAGCCCCGAGGUCUGGAUCCCAGCUCUUCCCAGCUGGCCCUGCUCAUGCCCAUCACCUUGUCCUGCACCCAACGCUCCCAAAUCCAAGGCAGGAACACGCUCAGCUCCCUUGCAGAUGCUGCAGCCAUGGGGACAUCUCUUUGCCCCCUUUAUGGCCUGGUGCAGGAUGAGGGCAGCCACAGGGGGAUGCUCCUGCCUCCAUCCUUGUGCUUCCAUGGGGCUGGAAUCUCCCACCUGGAUCUUGGUGUGUUCCAGACCAGCUCAAGGCAGCCCCUGGAGCUGCUGGAGGAGCAUCCAUGUGCCUGGUGGGGAUGCAGGAACCCUCACCCUGUGCCUUGCCCUUCACCAAGGUGCCUCUCCCUGCACCCCACAGUGGUGGGACCAGCCCAGAAGCCUCCCAGGGCCCUCCAGGCCAUGUAAUAAAGCACUGGCUUCUGCAUCCGCA